ACAAUGCGUCAUACUUCAGAUGGCGUAGGAAAGGUUCAAACAAGUUUAUUUUGCUCAUUAUUUUAUAUUUAGUUUUAAUAAUUUUUGCGGUGCUCUAUUAACAAUAGAAUAGAUAAAGUUAUUAUCGAUUUAAAGAUAAGUAUUUUGUUGCUCAACAACAAUGAACUAACGUCAAUUUUAUUCUUUUGUCUUAAAUAAUGGAUGGAUCUCUGAAUUCUCAAAUUAACCAAUACAAGCGUGUGAUACGAUCGGACCUAGACGACUUUACGGAUUUCUUGAUAUCCAAAAAAAUUUUAAACGAAAAACAAUACAAAGCAGUAUGGAAAAAAGAAAAACAUGAACGAAUUGAUGAAUUGUUCAGUGAAAUUCACUCGAACGGUAAUUUGGAAUUGGUGUUGAAAUAUCUUAGAAACACAUAUCCAGAACACGAGAGGGAUAUACUCGAAAAAAGAAAUUUUCGGUUAUCGUUCGUUAGAGGAGGCUUCCCCGAAUUACCUCCCAAUUAUGUUCCUAGAGAAAGUUUGGAAUGGUGUAAAUUGGUAAACGCUGUCAAAGCCAAUCUACAAGAUCUCAAUUGGGAUGAGACUCUUGUAAUACACGGUAUGAUGGGCUACGGAAAAUCCUGUCUCAUAAAUAAUGUUCUGAGAGAUGAAACGGUUCGACAAUAUUUCGACAACUACAUUUUUUGGAUAAAUUUGGGCGAUUGUCAUAGCAAGGAAGAUGCUUGGCAGCCCAUGUGGAGAUUGUACACUUCGGCGUGUUCUGUACUGGAAACUAAGAUCUCGCAUUGUCACGAUGACCAUAAAGUCCUAAUAGACUCAUUAACAAAAAUAUUUUUGAACGAAAGACUGAGAAACGCAAUUAUAAUUUUAGACAAUGUUUCCAAGAGAGAAGUAUUGGCAUGUUUCGACAUUAAAGUGAAAACUAUCAUCACAACGCAGUACAAAAAUAUUAUAAACGGAGACCAUAUCAGAAGAGUAGAAGUUUCAACUGGAUUUUCCUCGGCGGAGUCGUUGGAAUUGUUUAAAAAAUCGUUAAAAACAAAUCAUGAUCUACCGGGUGCUGCCGAAGAGAUUCACAAUAUUUGCCAGGGGCAUCCGAUGUUGAUAUCACUUAUCGGUUCGUAUUUGAGUGAAAAUAUCGAAGAUGUUAGAGCCGGACAGGUGGAAAUAUGGAAAUACAUCAAACAGAUGCUCCUGAAAGGAAAUUAUAGCUUGAAUCAAUACACCGAAGGACACGUAAACAUAAACGAAAUGAUUAAUACUUGCAUAGAAAAAUUACUCACUGAUAAUUUAAGAGAACUAUAUCAAACUUUGGCGGUUUUUGAAAAGGAUGUUAACAUACCGCCGGUCGUACUUCAAAUCCUUUGGGAUAAAGAUCCUUCGGAGGUGCGCAAUAUCAUGAACAGCUUCGCUGAAAAAUCCCUGAUAGUUCGUUUCUAUCACAAUGAUCUCAAGACUUACAUUUAUGGUAUUCACGAUAUAUAUUUGAACUACCUCAAGAAAAUUACUAAAAAUAACACUAAAGACUUGCAUAGAAGACUUUUGGCUGGAUACGAUAGGGUGACCAAUAGGAAUUAUGCCAAUUUACCGAACGACAAUUACACUUUACAAUUUAUCGGGCAUCACAUUUACCACGGCGAGGAUUUCGAUAAAUUUCAGAUAUAUUUGAAUUUGAAAUUUUUGGAAUUGAAAAUAAAAUCCGUCGGUACCGAAGAUACUUACAGGGACAUGGAAAAAUACGAAAUUUAUAUAACGAGAAAAGAAUCUUUUUUGAAGGAAAAAUUGAAACAAUACAAGGAUUUUAUAAAACGUUGCGGUGGUAAUUUGUACAGUUACGAAAAGACAGACAUCAUACAAUACGCUUUGAAAGAAAACCGUGACAGUUUCGUAUUUAAAGAUGCCCUACAUUUUGCCAAAUCGUCGUCCCACCUCUACUUACAGCUACAGAAACCAAUCGAGGAAUUUGACUAUUCACAAAUUAUUAACAUAAAAGAUGACAUAACUUCCGCUUGCUUUUUCGAUUCGCCGCAUCACAUUUUAAUCGGUACCACCAACGGUAAAAUUAAAUUGUUUUACGAACAGAGUUCGAAAGAAAUAUCGAAUUUCGUCGGUCACGCCGGCGCCAUAAUGAGUAUGAUAAUCAGUCCUGACAGGAGGUACUUUUUGUCGGUGUCUCGUGACGGUACUGUCAUAUUAUGGAAAUUCGCCGCGGACAGUACGCGGAACAGUCUAGAUCUCAGUACCGGAUGUCUCAUAUCGCCUAAAACGAAACAAUCUUAUUGGCAGGAUAUCCAUACAGCGGAUCGUGGUCAGAUAUAUCCGAGAAAAAAAUUCAAAAUACCCAAUUAUAAAGAAUAUUUGAUAUCGGCUGCUUUCCAUAACGAUUUUCCUGAUACGUUUCGGAUAGCAACUGGAAGUAACGAAGGGAAUGUUACUAUUUGGGAUGCUCACAACGAAGUCGCUUUAUAUGAAACCGGUCGUAAAGGAAUGCCGGUACCUUGUAUACUAUACACAAAUAUAGAGGGUGACGAAUCUGUUAUUUUCGGUCUGGACGACAGCGUCUUCAUAUACAAAGUGAUCAACGAUAAAUUUCAAUAUUUUUAUCAAUUUCACAACAACAUCGUUUGCAAUUCGAUAUUUUUGUGUUACAAUCAAUUUUGGGUGGUAGGGGAUACGAAUAUUACGAUGUGGAGUGGCAUGAAAAAGAAAAUUAUUUUCGAAAACGACGAGGUUAAAAAUAUUUGUUCGACUUUAACUGACGAUAAUCGAUAUCUUAUUGUUAGUACUGAUCGGAGUACUGUUCGUAUAUGGAAUAUCGAACAACAGAAGAUUCUGAGGGAAUUUAGGAACAGAGGAUUAGCAAAUUCCUUGGAUACUUUUUACGACGAAGAUAAUUCCGUUCACAUACUAUUAAUUGGUUCCGAUAAAAAGACUUUGCAACAAUGUCACAUACAACCCUGCGAACGAGAACCUCAAGUUAGGAACAUUCCAACUUUCACCCCAUAUUGGAAAAAGAAAAACGCCCUAACCGCCACAUCGGAUCACGAAAAUAGAUUGCAGAUUUUCAACAAUUACAGUUUGAUAUCGGAAAGCGAACCAUUGGGAUCCCAAAUAACUUGUACUUGCUUUUCGGUGGAUGGUGAUACAGUAAUAUACGGUAUGGAAAAUGGGGAAAUACGUUUAUUUAAGACUCGAACAAAGGAAGAAAUUAUUUUGGAAAAGGCGAAUAAUCGACCGAUAACUUUUUUAAAAUGUUACGAUCCCACUAAUUCCUAUUUGUAUACCAAACCGUUUGUUAAUUCCGGUGAAAAAUUGGACAGUCUAGAUUUUUUCGAUCCAUAUAUAGGUAUAAUAGUGUCAGUAACCGGUACGGAUACAGUAACUGUUUACAACGAUAAAAAAAUAUACAAAAGAACUAUACAACACCCCGUAAUUUUCCACGUGUCGAAACAACUGUUGAUACUCGAUUCAGUAUGCAAUAUAUACGAGUGGGAUGUGGAAAGCGAUGAAUUCAAUCGAAUAAACAAUAAUAAUAUUUUGGAAAAGGUAGAUUUGAAGGUAGCAGCGUUCUGUUCCCACAAAUAUUUAAUCGGCGCCGUUUACGAUCAAUGCAACAAUCAUUUUUGCGAUAUUUACAAUUGGAACAACGAAAAUGCCACGGUGCAGUUAUUGAAUAGGAUCGGUAUCGAAGAAAAAGUUACUACGGUCAAAUUUUCUUGCGACGGAUGUCUGUUAGCCAUCGGAAUGUCUUCUGGUGCUAUCAAAGUGUUCAAUCUGGAUCAACAGUAUAAGAGCGUUUCUUUGUUGUUGCACGAUGACGAAGUACAAGAUUUGAUAUUUUCUCCUCAUAAGGAACCGAUUUUGGUGAGCGUCGGUGAGGAGAUCGCUUGGUGGAAUCUGAAAACGUUUCAGAACGUCAAAACGAGAAAGGGGAGACCGAAAAGCAUCGAUAUAUUAGAAAGUCUAGUGUCAGAUCUAAAUUCGAUGGACGUGUCUUUUUGGUCCGAACGCCAAAUUUUGACCGGUACCGAAUACCUUCUUUCGUUGAUAAGAAUGAAACACAAAGUGAAAUAUAUAUCGGCCUCCAACGAUUUCAAUUCCUUUUUGACAAUCGAUACGAGCGGAAAAAUUUAUAUAAUGGAAAUUGUUCAAUCUACAAAUAACAUUUGAAUUUUCAAAAUUAGUGCAAUAUUUAAAAAAAAUUCUCGAAUAUCAAUUUUUCGAACGCUUCUCUAUAUACUUUGAGGUAAAUCGAGUCUCGAAUCAAAAUAUGUGAAUUUAUAAUGUUUCAACAGUCCCCUCUAAACACUCAAAAUUUUUAAAAAUUUCUAAAAUCGUCAAAAAUCAUUUUUUUUUUUAUUAUUUUUCUCGAGAAAAUUAUGAGGAAAAUAAAAAACGAUCCAAAAAGUUGGAGCGACCCUUAAAAAAAUUUAUUUCCUACCUACCGUGUGAAGGGGGCUGUUAAAACAUUAUAAAUUUACACAUUUUGAUACGAGACUCGAAAAAAAAUUUCUUUGGACCACCCUAAUAUACAUAUAUAUAUUUAUACAGGGAGAAGCAUCUUUAAUUGACGUUUAACAGGCUUUUAAUUUUAUUUUCGAGGUGCAAUAUGAGAAUUGCAACUACCGAAUAUAUUUUUAUUUUUAAUAUAAAAAAAUUAUUGAAUUUUUUGCUCCGGCAUUGAUUUUUGUGAUGACAUUUCGUGAUGUAGCUUAAAGAAAAAGGAGUUUUCGUAACUUUUUUGUCAUUAAUCGAAUAUUUAUUAUCGUUUAUAAUUAUUUGUGUGUGGUACACUCCUAGAUUUUUAUUCAUAAUUAUUUGAAUCAUAUUUUUACUAAUGUCUUUCGAUUAAUAUUUAUAAAAAAGAUUUUUAAUUGUGUAAUUGUCUCUGUUUCUAUUUUAUGUAAUUUUUUGUUUUUAAUCGACAAAAUUUUAUGAUUUGAACAAUUUCCCAUCAACAGUGAACCACACAUUAUAUUAAAAAAUUUUUUGUGAUGUAAAUCAUUAGUUUUUAGUUAUCGAAAAAUGAAUACGAAUAAAUUUCUAACCUAUAAUGAAAAUUAAAAACAUUCCAAUGUAAAAAUCUGAUGAUUUAUAUCGAAUAUUUACUAGUUAUUUAGUGAUUGUAAUGAAAUUAUGCUGCUUUGAGGUGAUACCGUCACUAUAGUCAAUUUUUUCUUGUUCACUAAUCGUUAAAAAGUGAACGGAAUCAUUCGAUAAUGCAGUAAUGAGAAUAUACUUUGUAUUUUGUAAAUAAUUUAUAUAUAAUAAUAACCGUUUAUUAAGACUAAGAGCUAAUCGCAGAUAUUUCACAUAAAAAACUAUUUUUUGGUAUCAUUUUGUUUUAUAAUGACAAAUUUCUCACUCUGAAAUGGCCUCUAAACUUCCUGUAUUCCAUCGUUGCUUCUAAAGUAUUUCAAACUCUAUAUGACAAUGUCCAAAAUUGAUUUGUCGUGAUUAUUCUACUGAUCUCAUUACUUCUAAGAUAAUUUACAGCUCAAUAACAAAUGUCACAUUACAAAAUGGCGUUCAGACUUACCCAUAACAUUGAUCUCAUCUUCCCCAACGUUUUGUUCUACGAUAUCAUUUUCGAAUCGACAUGAAAAAGUGUUAAUUUUCUUUGAUUCCUUUAGUAGUAAAUUUUCGGUCGAAAUAAAACGAAUUUUUCACUCUAUAAUGGCGCCCAAACUUCCUAAUACUUAUUAUAUCAUAUUGAUGGUAUUGUUUUUUCAAAAAUCAAUUUUAGCCCGACAUAAAAACAUUCAACUUUGCUUUGAUGUUGUUUGUAGCAGAUUUUUGACAUUCAUUGAUUCAAAAAUGACAAAAUGGACGAAUAUUUCAAACCAAAAUGGCCUUUAAAUUUUGUUUGAGUCGUCCACUACAUUAAUUUCAUAAUAUUUCAUUGCAUUUUCCAAAAUCAUUUGUGUCUCAAUGUCAAAAUUCAUUUUUUAUUUUGUUAUCAGCAGUUUUUUUUAUUGUGGUACUUUUUAAACAUUCUCAUAUUGAAAAAUAACAAAUUUCUAGCUCCAAAAUGGCGCCUAAACUCUAUUUGUCUUACCAACUACAUUAAUAUCAUAUUUGAUGACUUUUUAUUAUACAAAAAUCCUACUUACAACUCAAAUUUUCAUUAAAACUACUUUUUUAAUAUCUCUAUUAAUAUUUUCAACGUUUUUCGACCCAAAAAGGCGCUCCCACUAUUUAUUUAUCCUUCCCAUACAGUUCAUUUUUGUUUUUUGUUUCUUGUAGAUAUAAUUUCAAACAUCCUAUAUAUAUAUAACUACCUUGUUAGGUUUUUAGGCUUUCUUAUAUUGAACUAUAACAAAAUUAGUAACCAGACAUUACAAAAAGGCUUCUAAACAUUCUAUUCAUACCUCAAUACAUUCUUUUAUAGAGUCAAAAAUUCUGUUUCGAUCACCUAUUAGCAAAAUAUCAUUUUCCGAUACAAUACUUCAAAUUUUUUGUUUUAUUUGUUAAAGGAUGAUAAAAAUUGUGUCUUAGAUUUCUAUUUUCCUCCAAUUAAACCAAAAAUUUUCUUCUAAACACUUUUAUAAACAAUUUUCAUUUUUAUUUUUUGCUUUUUUCUAUUUGUGACACUUUUCAUAUAUCCUCAUAUCAAAAUAUUCUCUAAGAUGGCGCUCGAAUUUUAAAAAUUUAAUAGGGCACAGUAUUAAACUGAUCCAAAAGCUCUCUAUAAGUAUAUACAGGGUGAGAAAUAAAUAUUGCAGUAUCCAUGGUCACUAUUACAGAUUUUGGUUAGUUCCUCAAAUUAUUUAUCUUGUGUCUCUUAGUCUUUUAAUCCUAAUUAGGAACAAAAAUAGUUUUAGGGUUUUUUUUUCAGAAGAAAUACAUAUUGAUAUUGAAUUUUUACUCUUUUUUAUCCAAUUACCACUAUUAUAUGUUGUAAAUAGCUUUAAACUAUUUUUUUAUUAUUUAUUUUGUAUGUUACAAGUUAAUGAUUUUAUAUCGUUUUUUUUAUUAUUAUUGGGUUCAAUUUUAUCAUUAACAAAUUAUUUUAAAUAUCGAAAAUAUUAUUAUUGAUAUUUAUUUUUCCUAAUGUGCUGUAUCUAAAUCGAAAUUUACUGUUUUUAUAAUUGUCGAUAUUGAAAAUUUUUAAUUAUCGAACAAUUUAUCAAAAACUUUAAUAUAAGAAUAAACGGCACAUUAGGAAAAAGAUCUUUUUGAGAUUCAGGUGAGCAUUUUUGUAAUAACUAUUUUUGCAUUUGUAGCUUUCAUUUAUAGCAAAUUAUUAAUUAUAUUUGUUAAUGUUUGUAUGUCAAAUUCAAGAAAAAAAACAAGAUUUUAUGAAUUUUUUAAAUAUAUCACACUUAGAUAACAAAAAAUGAUUAUUAAUUGUGGUUUAUAUAUUGAUAUUUAAUACAUACUCUUUAAUCUAUUUUUUAGCAAUCGAUUAUUUAUAUCGAGGCCAAACUUUUACUGCCAUAUUGUUGUGAAAAACAUACUUUGUUGUAAAAUUUCGGUUAUUUUUCUAUUACCAAUAUAAUACCAUUUUUCUAUAAUA
Molecule: messenger RNA, 7521 nt
Organism: Diorhabda sublineata
Lineage: Eukaryota; Metazoa; Arthropoda; Insecta; Coleoptera; Chrysomelidae
Product: apoptotic protease-activating factor 1-like
Exons: 18
Coding region: 198-4172 (1324 amino acids)
Molecular function (GO): protein binding; ADP binding
Source: RefSeq, a predicted model, not a curated record